Paramuricea clavata is the source of this 788-nucleotide messenger RNA. The record is from the annotation of a GenBank genome assembly. Lineage: Eukaryota; Metazoa; Cnidaria; Anthozoa; Malacalcyonacea; Plexauridae.
UUGGCAAUUUGUUUGGGAUUGCUACCUCAACAGCGUGUAAAACCUUCAAUGAAGUUAUUCGAGUUAUCGUUCUGAUCUUUUUUGAUGAGUAUGUGACCCUACCAUCAACUGAGGAAGAAUGGAAAAAUGAGUUGAAGGCUUUUCUCAAGGAUUGGGGUUUUCCCUGCGUGGCUGCUUGGGACGGAUUUCAUGUGUAUAUAUGCAGUAAUCUUAAGAAUUUCUACAGUUUCAAGAAACAAUACUCAGUAACAAAUAUGGGAUUGAUUUCAGCUAACAAAAGGUUUCUUUGGGCAGGUGUGGGAGCCCCAGGUUCUAUGCACGACUCCACGCUUUUGAAACCUUCUCUGAUUUUAAACGAAAUUGAAUCUGGGCAUGUACUACCUAAUUGUGAGAUGAAUUUACCAGGUUGCGGAAAUAUUCCACUUGGAACGGUAGGAGACAGUGCUUUUCCAGCACGCUCAUGGUUGAUGAAAGCUUUUGAUGAUACCACAAAAGACCGAAAUUUUAACAAACAUUUAAGAGCUGCAAGAGUAGUUUCAGAGCAUGCCUAUGGCAUGUUAAAAGGGAGAUGGCGCAUUAUAUAUAAGAAAACUGAAUGUCGCAGAAGGAAUGUAACUGCAAUAAUCAUGGCAUGUAUCACAUUACAUAAUAUCUGUAUUAAAAGGGCAGACCCUUGUCUUCCUCGCUGGCAGCUGGAGAUUCAAAAGUUGGAACUAAUACGCAAACCUACAAAGCGAUCUGAAGAUAAAGCUGUGAGUAAUAAAGUGCGUGACAUAAUCAAAGAAUAG